GGUGGGCGGCGCAUACAUUGCGAAAUCUCAUUGAGCGAUUCCAACUCCAAGAUGGCAGCGCAGGUGUUGAACAAACGUGCCUCAUUUCUCGUGAUAGCUAGAUGUUUCCAUCGCCAGGAGACGAUGCAGCUUGCUCAUCCAUUGCACACAGUAAAGCUAUACAGCACACAGAUCUGUAGACACAGAAUUCAGAGACUACACAGAGUAGUAGGGUGUAAUACAUCAUCUCUGAUUGCUGGAAGGAGACUUGGUAUAGUCUCAAUACCAGACCUAGUUACAGGGAGAAGAUGGAACAGUACAGAGACAGGUGUCACAGAAUCUCUAACUCAGAUUGGAAGUACAGCUGGUUUAGAGAAGAUUACUGAUCCUUCCUCUGUUGGAUCUAUAGCAAGCACAGCGCAAGAUAUCCUUCAACCUGUAGGUGAAGUACCUUUUAGUGAGCUUGGUCUAGGAGGCUAUACACCUAUUGGUUUACUUCAGUCAGGAUUAGAAAUGUUACAUGUAUCAGCUGGUCUGCCAUGGUGGGCUUCUAUAAUAGUAGGAACUCUAAUAGUGAGAACAUGUGUAUUCCCACUCAUGUUAAAGAAUCAGAAAUAUACUAUCAGACUCAAUAACUGUAUGCCAACUUUCCAGAGGUUAUCAAAGGAGAUGAAUGAUGCAAAGGCCUGUGGAGAUCAGUUUGAGAUGACAAGAAAGAGUAUGGAAUUGCAGCAAUUCAUGAAGAAGAAUGAUGUUAAUCCUCUCAAGAGUUUUGCUGGUAUCCUUCUUCAGGCACCCAUCUUUAUUUCUUUCUUCAUUGGAUUACGUCGAAUGGCAACCCUCCCUGUGGAGAGUAUGCAGACAGGAGGUCUAUGGUGGUUUACCGAUCUAACCACAAGUGAUCCAUACUAUGCACUACCAGUCAUUGCGAGUCUAUCAAUGUUUGCUGUCAUGGAGCUAGGAGGAGAGGCAGGUGUAAGUAAUGCUCAAGCUCAGAAGAUGAGGAAUGUUCUUAGGGUGAUGCCUUUUGUCAUCCUUCCUUUCAUUGCUUCACUUCCAAAGGCGGUCUUUUGUUACUGGUUGACGUCCAACCUCUUCUCAGUAUUUCAAGUUGGUCUCUUGAGGUUGCCAGUAGUAAGACAAGCCCUUGACAUCCCAGAGAAGAUUCAACAUGAUCCAAAGGAUCUACCAAAGAAAGAAGGAUUCUUCAAGGGACUCAAAAAAGGUUUUGAGAAUGCUCAGACAAACUACGAUGUAGAGCAGAAUCAGAAGCUACACCUGAAGAAGCUGAAGGAAGCAGGAACUGGCCCUGUACCCCAGACAUUCACCUUUGACCCCACUAGGCAGCAAUCAAGCUCCAGUCACCAAGCACCUCCUCCCAAACAGAUUAGAAAGAAAGUACGAUGAAUAGAUACUCUGCUGAAUCUAAACAGAUUCAAACGAUUGGACUAUGAACUUUUUUUAUGAGAGAAUAGUUAUUUACCAGACAUCAGUGGUAAAUGGAGUAAAGGGUUGCUGAGACGCUAUUAUUUCGCUCUUGUGCCAAGUUUGUACAUCAGAACGAUCAAUCUUUUAGCCCUUUACAGAUAUAUCCUUACCCCUGUCAUUGGAUUCUGGCUUACCCGCAUGUUAUGUGCACAUUCUCCACUCCUGGGGAGUAUUCUAGCUCAAGCGUAUAAGCUGAAAUGGCUAGUCCUACUAUAUUUGCCUUUGCAUUAUAUGAUUAAAUCUUUCCAAAUCAAUAUGUUGAAUAUACAUUGUUAAGAUAGGAUAAUUGUUAAGGAGAAGAAAGUUGUAUGAACAAAGUUGUAUUGCUAUAGUCAAGUAAAUGGGUUUAUUUCCAUUUGGCUACUGCCAAUUGGUUCAAUGAUCAACUUGUCUACUAGUAUUUGGUCUACCAUCAUGUUGUCUACUAUCCGUACGGUCUAAUUGCCAUUUCGUCCACUCAACAUUUCAUCUAAUAACCAGUUGAUCCAAUAGCCAUUAAGUCCAUGUACCAUUUGGUCUAAUUGGAUGUGUUAAUUGGGCGACAUGAUUGAAAAGAAAAUGGGUAUUAGACUAACUGGUUAUGAGAUGAAAUAUUCAUAGACGAACUGGUGAUUAGACAGUGAUUAUUUUCCCAAAUGGUUAUUGGGCCAAAUGGCUGUUAGAUGAAAUGUUGAUGGAUGGACAUGGCAUUAGACUAAAUGAAGGUAGACAAUGUGAUGAGUAGAUCAGUUGGCAGUAGACGAAUCAGCAAUUCAACAUAAACACACGCAGCAUUGCAGCAUGAUUCACUCAAUUCUACUUUACUAUGUGGAAAAGAAAAUGGGGGGGGGGGCAACGUCAAUUUAAAAAGUCAUGAGAAUUUGAUGAUAACCAUUGAUUUAUGCAAAUGUGCCCAUUUUAUUAUCUAAUUAUUCAAAAUUUUGUGAACACAACUUUCCUGAUUGCCUAAUUUUUAAAUGACGCUUUUGUGAUUGUGUCCAACUCUCUCAAAUUCAUGGAAGUUUCACAAAGCCUAUUUCCUUAUAGCUGUUAUAAGCUACUGAAAUCCUUGAAUGUGAUCAGCUGAGGGCAUCUGUAAAUCAAUGAGAUAGAUUUUCUUACAAUAAAUUUUAUGAAUGCUUUGUGCAACAUUAACACCAGAAUCAAUUUCCCUACAGAAUUAUUCAUCAGGCAUUUCAAUUUCCUAAAUAGAGAAAUAAUUUUUCAUGUCUGGUAAACUUCAGGAUGUACAUGUAUGCCUUGCAAAAAUAAGUGAUAUUAAAAUGGAAGUGAUAUUUAAGAAACUUUACCAUUAUUUUUGUAUGAUUUAAGCUUUCUGUAAAAUGCAUUUUAUGUGAAGUAAUGACUCUUUCCAUUUUGUCAAAUGGCUUAUUCAACAGAUCCAUGGUUAUAACUUUAACUAGUUUUCAGGCUUCACAGGAGAUACGGUAAUGAUGGCAAAUCACCUCAAAGAUUUCAGACACAGAAAUCUCUUCAAUAGUGUCCUACAUUCACUGUUUUUUCAAGCUAAUUAUUAUAUGCAUUUCGGCGGCAUUCAUCCGAACCGUUGUAUCAAUCAGUUUUGGUAAAAAUCUUGAGUUUGAGAUUUUUUCAGAAAAUGAAGGUACAAAACCAACUCUAUACAUGAAUUCUAGGUAGCAAUUUUUUUUAGAUAUGUGGGGAUUCUCAAGGCAAAGCCAUACAAAUUUUUGAUAAAAUGCGCAAAUCCCAUUGGAAUUGUGUCCUGUACCAAAGAAAACAACAGUUAAAUGCGCUUUAAUAUGCAAAUACGCAUUCAGCAAACCCGUUGUAUCUGCAUGCAUUGACUUUGCACAUAAAAGAGUGGUAAGAUGUUUUGUUGAUCGUGCUUAUUGAAAAUGCGGUCAGCAUUUUUGUACAGGGAAUAUCUAAACUGCUGAAACCGAAAUUACAAGCAUGUAGCUGUUAUGCAAUGAUUUCUCAAAUCUUGGUUCUGUGUAAAAUUAAAGAUAUCAAUGUCAAGCACCUGUCUUGGUCUUUCCUAACACAUUUUUUUCCAGCAAUAAAAGACUUGCAAGGCUUGGAGGAAAAAGUGCAAAUUAUAGUAAACUUUGAAGUUGAUUUUCUGUGAAAUGGGUUUCACACUCAUGUCGCGAUACAACGGUAUGGCUCGGAUGACCGCCGACGAAUUGAUAUUAGACCUUAAUGGCGAUUUUCCUGUUUUCCUGAAAAAAAAAUGUUUCAAUAUUUCCAUUGACAUUUUCAGAACUGAAUAUUCAAAUGAUUGGGCUGAAGGUGAUAUGAUGAAAUAAUUGAAAUGUAGAGUUCAAUCCAAUGUCACAUUGCCCUGAAAUAACAAAGGUGGUAUUAAAACUGGUAUGUAUCAGGUGCACUGAAUUUAG
Molecule: messenger RNA, 3827 nt
Organism: Lytechinus variegatus (green sea urchin)
Lineage: Eukaryota; Metazoa; Echinodermata; Echinoidea; Temnopleuroida; Toxopneustidae
Gene: oxa1l
Product: mitochondrial inner membrane protein OXA1L-like
Exons: 9
Coding region: 52-1386 (444 amino acids)
Biological process (GO): protein insertion into mitochondrial inner membrane from matrix; mitochondrial respiratory chain complex IV assembly
Cellular component (GO): mitochondrial inner membrane
Molecular function (GO): membrane insertase activity
Source: RefSeq, a predicted model, not a curated record